Messenger RNA from Helobdella robusta, 795 nucleotides. RefSeq lists its product as hypothetical. The record is from RefSeq and is a predicted model, not a curated record. The transcript is spliced from 3 exons. Bases 1 to 795 code for a protein of 264 amino acids. Lineage: Eukaryota; Metazoa; Annelida; Clitellata; Rhynchobdellida; Glossiphoniidae.
AUGAUUCUCUUUAAAAACCUUCCCUUGAUAUUAUCUUUGGUAGUGGUUUACAUGGUCAGCAAAAUAAGCUGCAAUAUUUUCAUAGAAAGUUUAUACAGAAAAGAUGAUAGCCUGCCAUUCAAGUGUUUCGGUGACGCCCCAAGUGAGAGUUAUGAGAAGGUGUCUUUGGCAACGUGCAGUCUUGCUUGUAACAAAUUAAAAGAUUGUUUGGCUUUCCAGUUCUACGAAACAAGAAAAUGUGAUCUGUUUGUAAAGUGGAGUAUUUGGAUUAAGCAAUCUGUUGAAGGAUGCUCAUUGUUCAUCAGAGCAGAGUUAUGUCCUCUUUCAUUUGCUUACAUUCCUUCAUCAAAAACCUGCUAUAAAUUGGAGGUUGGAUCUUGGAAUUGGGAGCAGGCAAGGAGCUGGUGCAAUCGUCUGUCACCACCAAAUACGUUUCCUGCUGUUAUCAACACCCUUAAAAAGAUCAACGCAGUGGAUUUUUUCUUGAAUUCAGUGAUCGAUUCCUAUAACAUCCAAUGUUAUAACGACGAUUACUACGCUCGUAAAAUUUGGUUCGGUGGACAAAGGGAAAACCCAUUUGAUGUUCAAACAUCUUUUUACUUGAAGCCCUUUGUAAAUGUGUCAUUGAGUUUGGGCAAUGAAACGAACUGGCAAUCAUUCCAACCGGACGGCUCAUCUAUGUAUCCAAAAUUGGAAUCUUGUAUUGCCUUCGCUACAAACACCUAUCAAUGGAAUGAUCUCGAAUGCUUCCAUUUGAAAUGUGCCCUUUGUGAAGCUACAUCAGGAGUUAAUUGA